This is a messenger RNA of Rotaria socialis, 1833 nucleotides long. NCBI's taxonomy places the organism in Eukaryota, Metazoa, Rotifera, Eurotatoria, Philodinida, Philodinidae. The record is from the annotation of a GenBank genome assembly.
AUGUCUAACAACGAGACUCAACAGCAACUUUUACCAAUGGUCAUCGCUAAAAAUCACGAUCAAAUCGAAAGAGGAGAUUUACUCGUAGCCACGACAACAACAGCAAGCAUCGAAACAAAAAAUAAAUAUGUUCAAGGAAUUGCAGGAAAUGAGCGUGACAAUUGGAGUAAUCGUGUUGUUUAUUUGUUAUCAAUUAUUGGCUUUGUUGUUGAUCUCGGUAAUGUUUGGCGUUUUCCAACAACAUGUUAUCGAAAUGGAGGCGGCGCCUUUCUUAUUCCAUAUUUUGUUUUCUUGUUCCUUGUCGGCCUUCCCUGUAUGUACAUGGAAUUGGCUAUUGGACAAUAUCACCGUCUCGGUUACAUUACAAUAUGGGAAAAAGUUUGUCCACCAUUGAAAGGUAUCGGCUAUGCAAUGUUAAUUAUUAAUUUCUAUAUUCUAUCCUAUUAUAAUACAAUAAUUGCAUGGUCUGUCCAUUAUUUUUUCGCAUCUUUUCAUGCUGCUGUACCAUGGGCAUAUUGUAAAAAUAGUUGGAAUACAAUCAAUUGCUAUUCAUUACAUGAUAAAGAAGCUGUUAAUGUAACACACAAUGGAACAUGCUCAGCAGCCGAUGAAUAUUUUGAACGACGUCUACUUAAAUCUCAUUUAUCACCUACUAUUAAUCAUUUAGGUUCAUUACAAUGGGAACUAGUUGGAUGCUCAUUUAUUGUAUUUUUUCUUAUUUAUUUAUCAAUAUUUAAAGGUGUUAAAACAGCUGGUAAAGCUAUAUGGUUUACAGCCUUAGCACCAUACGUUAUACUUGCUAUAUUACUAUUACGUUCAUUAACACUUGAUGGAAUAUUUGAAGGUUUAAAAUAUUAUGUUAAACCGUCAUUUCAACGUUUACGCGAAUAUUCAGUAUGGCAAGCAGCAGCUGUACAAAUAUUUUUUAGUCUAGGACCUGGCUUUGGUGUUUUACUAAGUUACGCAAGUUUUAGUGAUAAAAAUGAUAAUGUUUCAAGUACAGCAUUAAUUGCUAGUUUAGUCAAUUGUUGUACUAGUUUUUUAUAUGGUACAGUUGUUUUUGCUGGUCUUGGAUAUUUAUCACAUCGUUUACACACUGAUGUUUCACAAUUGACCGGAAGUAAUACAGGCCUUGUCUUUGUUAUUUAUCCAGAGAUUUUAGCAUCGAUACGUGGUGCACCAUUCUUUUCUGUUCUUUUCUUUGUUAUGGUUUUUACAUUGGGACUUGAUAGUGUAUUUGCCGGUGCCGAAAGUGUAUAUACAGCAAUAUCUGAUGAAUUUCCAAUACUUGCUCGUCGUCCUCGCUUAUCACGUGCAAUGGUUGUAUUAAUUCCAUUUUUAGCAUCGCUACCAACAUUAACCCAUGGAGGAAAAUUUGUCAUUAAUUUUAUGGAUUAUUUUGGUACAUCUCCAUCGAUAAUGUUUGUUGUUCUUUGUGAACUUAUUGCAACGGUAUGGUUGUAUGGUUUUGAUAGAUUUAGUGAGAAUGUUGAAUCAAUGACUGGACAUAAACCAAGCAUUUAUUGGCGUAUCACUUGUUGUUAUGUUGCACCAUCGAUUCUUCUUGUUCUUUAUGUAUUUUCAUUUAUUCAAUUUGAUAGUAAAGAAUUUACUUCAUUUGGCGAUCGAAAAACAGUAAUAAGAGUAAGUUAUGCCGGAUGGAUAAUGAGUACAAUAUCAACACUACCUAUACCGUUAUACGCCAUUUGGUGGUUUAUAUAUCGACGCAAAAGAAAUCCCACAACAGAAACAACAACGACAACAGGAGCAGCAGUAGCAGUUGUAGAAAAAAUACCAAUGAACAUAACUGAUGAACAGGAACCAUUUAUUUAA